CACGUGGCGGAGGGAUACCACACAUCUUUGUCGGCUCGCAGGUUUCGGGUGCUAGCAGCGCGAGGACGGCGGAUGCAGAGCGGCAGCUUCCUGUCGGUGCAGCUCGCAUACAUGAGAUCAGGGUGAGAUACGUGCAGACUGCUGUCUGCCUCUUUUUUCUCCCUGCAGCAGCUCACUCUGCACCCGGCUGCCACCAUGGCCUUCGUGCCAGCGCCCAGUCCCACCGUGGUCGACCAGACCACGCUAAUGAAGAAGUACCUGCAGUUUGUGGCAGCGCUCACAGACACCAACACACCUGACGAAACCAAGCUGAAGAUGAUGCAGGAGGUCAGCGAGAACUUUGAGAAUGUGACCUCUUCACCUCAGUACUCCACCUUCUUGGAGCACAUCAUCCCUCGCUUCCUCACGUUUCUUCAGGAUGGAGAGGUGCAGUUCCUUCAGGAAAAACCGACACAGCAACUGAGGAAGCUUGUGCUGGAAAUCAUCCACCGCAUCCCGACAAAUGAGCAUCUGCGUCCACACACCAAGAACAUCCUGUCUGUGAUGUUUCGCUUCUUGGAGAUUGAAAGUGAGGAAAAUGUGCUGAUAUGCCUUCGUAUCAUCAUCGAGCUGCACAAACAGUUCCGUCCUCCCAUUUCUCAGGAGAUUCAUCACUUUCUUGACUUUGUGAAGCAGAUUUAUAAAGACCUUCCAAAAGUUGUGGCCCGGUACUUUGAGAACCCACAGGUGAUCGCAGAGAACACGGUUCCCUCCCCGGAGAUGGUGGGAAUGAUCACGUCUGUGUUGGUUAAAACGGCACCUGAGAGGGAAGACAGUGAAACGCGGACGCACACCAUCAUCCCACGAGGAUCUUUGUCUCUGAAGGUUCUGGCCGAGCUGCCCAUCAUUGUGGUGCUGAUGUAUCAGCUCUACAAGCUGAACAUUCACAACGUGGUGUCAGAGUUCGUUCCUCUCAUCAUGAACACCAUCAUGCUCCAGGUGUCUCCACAGGCCAGGCAACACAAGCUUUACAACAAGGAGCUGUACGCCGACUUCAUCGCCGCUCAGAUCAAGACUCUGUCAUUUCUGGCCUACAUCAUCCGCAUCUACCAGGACCUGGUGGGGAAGUAUUCUCAGCAGAUGGUGAAGGGCAUGCUGCAGCUGCUGUCCAACUGCCCCUCUGAGACGGCUCACCUUCGCAAGGAGCUGCUCAUUGCGGCCAAGCACAUCCUCACAACUGACCUACGCAGCCAGUUCAUCCCUUGUAUGGACAAACUUUUUGAUGAAUCCAUCCUGAUCGGCUCUGGCUACACCGCCCGAGAGACUCUCAGACCCCUGGCCUACAGCACACUCGCAGACCUGGUGCACCAUGUUCGUCAGAACUUGCCCCUGACAGAUUUAUCCCUCGCCGUGCAGCUCUUUGCCAAAAACAUCGACGACGAGUCUCUCCCUAGUAACAUUCAGACCAUGUCGUGCAAGUUGUUGCUCAAUUUGGUGGACUGCAUCCGCUUAAAGUCGGAGCAGGAGAACGGCCAUGGACGGGACAUUCUGAUGAGGAUGCUGGAGGUGUUUGGGCUGAAGUUCCACACGAUUGCGCGCUACCAGCUCCCCUCCAUCUUCAAGAAGUGCAAGCCUCAGUCAGAGAUGGGUGUAGUUGACCCGGGGGUGUUGCCCGGAGUCCCAGCCACACCCACUCCAUCCACCUUGCCUGCUAUUCCACCUCCCGCUCCUCCCACACCCGUUGCCACUCCUUCCGCUCCGCCGUCAGCGGCCUUUGACCGAGCCGGUGAGAAAGAAGACAAGCAGACAUUUCAGGUGUCUGACUGCCGCAGCCUGGUGAAGACGCUGGUGUGUGGAGUGAAGACCAUAACGUGGGGCAUCAGCUCGUGCAAAGCCCCAGGAGAGGCUCAGUUUAUUCCUAACAAACAGCUUCAGCCAAAAGAGACGCAAAUCUACAUCAAGCUAGUCAAAUAUGCCAUGCAGGCCUUGGACAUCUACCAGGUUCAGGUUGCCAAUAACCAGCAAACGUACAUCAGAGUGGCCAACUGUCAGACUGUACGCAUGAAGGAGGAGAAGGAGGUUCUGGAGCAUUUUGCCGGGGUCUUCACCAUGAUGAACCCUCUCACCUUCAAGGAGAUAUUUCAGACAACUGUGCCAUACAUGGUAGAGAGGAUCUCCAAGAACUACGCACUACAGAUUGUGGCAAACUCUUUCCUUGCCAACCUGUCGACAUCUGCUCUGUUUGCCACCAUCCUGGUUGAGUAUCUUCUGGAAAGACUGCCAGAGAUGGGCUCAAACGUUGAGCUUUCAAACCUCUACCUCAAGCUUUUCAAACUCGUCUUUGGCUCAGUGUCACUGUUUGCUGCUGAGAAUGAGCAGAUGCUGAAGCCACACCUUCAUAAGAUUGUGAACAGCUCCAUGGAACUGGCCCAGUCAGCUAAGGAGCCGUACAACUACUUCCUGCUUCUCCGGGCUCUCUUCAGAUCUAUCGGUGGAGGCAGCCACGACUUACUCUACCAGGAGUUUUUACCUCUUCUCCCAAAUCUGCUGCAAGGUCUGAACAUGCUGCAGAGUGGCCUCCACAAGCAGCACAUGAAGGACUUGUUUGUGGAGUUGUGCUUGACGGUGCCAGUGCGCCUGAGCUCCUUGCUGCCGUACUUGCCCAUGCUAAUGGACCCACUGGUGUCCGCCCUCAACGGCUCUCAGACUCUGGUCAGUCAGGGCCUUCGCACGCUGGAGCUGUGCGUCGACAACCUGCAGCCCGACUUCCUCUACGACCACAUUCAGCCGGUCAGAGCUGAGCUGAUGCAGGCCUUGUGGCGUACCCUGCGUAAUCCAGCAGAGAGCAUCUCUCACGUAGCUUAUCGGGUGUUGGGGAAGUUUGGAGGCAGCAACAGGAAGAUGCUGAAGGAGUCUCAGAGGCUGCAUUAUGUGGUGACCGAGGUCCAGGGGCCCAGCAUCAAGGCUGAAUUCACCGACUGCAAGGCCUCCAUACAGCUACCCAUGGAGAAAGCAAUAGAGACGGCUCUCGACUGUCUGAAGAGCGCCAACACAGAGCCCUACUAUAGACGACAAGCCUGGGAGGUCAUCAAGUGUUUCCUGGUGGCCAUGACCAGUUUGGAUGACAACAAGCAUGCUCUCUACCAGCUCCUGUCUCAUCCAAACUUCACUGAGAAGUGGAUUCCCAGUGUCAUCAUCUCUCACCGCUACAAAGCACAGGACACGCCUGCUCGCAGAACAUUUGAACAGGCCCUGACCGGGGCUUUCAUGUCUGCUGUGAUAAAGGACCUGAGGCCCAGUGCGCUGCCCUUCGUAGCUAGUCUGAUUCGCCAUUACACCAUGGUGGCUGUGGCGCAGCAGUGUGGUCCAUUCCUGCUGCAGUGCUAUCAGCUGGGCAGCCAGCCAAGCACAGCCAUGUUCCACAGUGAGGAGAAUGGCUCUAAGGGCAUGGAUCCACUGGUUCUCAUUGAUGCCAUAGCCAUCUGCAUGGCUUACGAGGAGAAAGAGCUGUGCAAAAUUGGAGAAGUGGCACUGGCUGUCAUCUUUGACGUGGCCAGCAUCAUCCUCGGGUCCAAGGAGAGGGCUUGUCAGCUGCCUUUGUUUUCGUACAUCGUGGAGCGUCUGUGCGCCUGCUGCUACGAGCAGGCCUGGUACGCCAAGCUGGGCGGUGUGGUGUCCAUAAAGUUCCUGAUGGAGAGGCUGCCUCUGAUCUGGGUGCUGCAGAACCAGCUCACCUUCCUGAAGGCCCUGCUCUUUGUCAUGAUGGACCUCACAGGAGAGGUGUCAAACGGAGCAGUAGCCAUGGCUAAGACCACGCUGGAGCAGUUGCUGGUGCGCUGUGCCACUCCGCUGAAAGAUGAAGAGAAGACGGAGGAGCUGCUGGUCGCCCAGGACAAGUCCUUCCACAUGGUCACGCACGACCUGGUCCGAGAGGUGACCUCCCCCAACUCCACUGUCAGGAAGCAGGCCAUGCACUCUCUGCAGGUGCUGGCCCAGGUCACCGGCAAGAGUGUCACUGUCAUCAUGGAACCACACAAAGAGGUGUUGCAAGAUAUGGUUCCCCCCAAGAAGCACCUGCUCCGCCACCAGCCGGCCAACGCCCAGAUCGGCCUGAUGGAGGGCAACACGUUCUGCACCACCCUGCAGCCACGCCUCUUCACGAUGGACCUGAACGUCAUGGAGCACAAGGUGUUCUACACAGAGCUGUUGAACCUGUGUGAGGCAGAGGAUGCUGCUCUGAUGAAGUUGCCCUGUUAUAAGAGUCUUCCCUCCCUGGUUCCUCUGCGAAUUGCUGCCCUCAAUGCUCUGGCAGCCUGUAAUUACUUGCCACAGUCCAGAGAGAAGAUCAUCGCUGCUCUCUUCAAAGCUCUCAACUCCACCAACAAUGAGCUACAAGAGGCAGGAGAGGCCUGUAUGAGGAAGUUCCUGGAAGGAGCUACUAUUGAAGUGGAUCAGAUCCACACACACAUGCGUCCUCUGCUCAUGAUGCUGGGUGAUUACCGCAGCCUGACGCUCAACGUGGUCAACCGCCUCACCUCUGUCACGCGCCUCUUCCCCAACUCCUUCAAUGACAAGUUCUGUGACCAGAUGAUGCAACACCUGAGGAAGUGGAUGGAGGUGGUUGUAAUAACACACAAAGGAGGUCAGCGCAGCGAUGGCAGUCCUGCGUUGGAAGGUGUUGAGGAGAUGAAGAUCUGCUCUGCCAUCAUUAACCUUUUCCACCUGAUCCCAGCCGCACCUCAGACUCUGGUCAAACCUCUGCUGGAGGUCGUCAUGAAGACAGAGAGGGCGAUGCUCAUCGAGGCCGGCAGUCCAUUCAGGGAGCCUUUGAUCAAGUUUCUGACACGUCACCCGUCGCAGACAGUGGAGCUGUUCAUGAUGGAGGCUACGCUCAACGACCCCCAGUGGAGCCGCAUGUUCAUGAGUUUUCUGAAACACAAAGAUGCCAAGCCUCUCAGGGACGUGCUGGCCUCCAAUCCCAACCGCUUUGUCCCCCUGCUGCUUCCUGCCGGCACUGCAGCGACUGUUCGACCAGGGUCUCCUUCCACCACCACAGCCAGGCUGGACCUGCAGUUUCAGGCCAUAAAGAUCAUCAGCAUCAUAGUGAAGAAUGAUGAAGGUUGGCUGGCCGGGCAGCACUCGCUGGUCAGCCAGCUCAGGCGGGUCUGGGUCAGCGAGGCCUUCCAGGAAAGACAUCGCAAAGACAACAUGGCCGCCACGAACUGGAAGGAGCCCAAGCUGCUGGCCUUCUGUCUGCUGAGCUACUGCAAGCGCAACUACUCGGAGAUCGAGCUGCUCUUCCAGCUGCUGCGUGCCUUCACGGGUCGUUUCCUGUGCAACAUGACCUUCCUGAAGGAAUACAUGGAGGAGGAGAUUCCCCGCAACUACUCCAUCGCCCAGAAGCGGGCGCUGUUCUUCCGCUUCGUUGAGUUCAACGACCCACACUUCAACGACGAGCUCAAAGCCAAGGUGCUGCAGCACAUCUUGAAUCCAGCUUUCUUGCACAGCUUUGAGAAAGGAGAAGGCGAGCAGCUGCUUGGACCGCCCAACCCGGAGGGAGACAACCCUGAAAGCAUCACCAGUGUCUUCAUCACCAAGGUUCUGGACCCUGAGAAGCAGGCUGACCUGCUGGACUCGCUGAGAAUCUGCCUGCUGCAGUUCUCCACCCUGCUGGUGGAACACGCCCCCCACCACAUCCACGACAACAACAAGUCGCGCAACAGCAAGCUGCGGCGCCUCAUGACGUUCGCGUGGCCGUGCCUGCUGCCCAAAGCCUGUGUGGACCCCGCCUGUAAAUACAGCGGCCACUUACUCCUGGCUCACAUCAUCGCCAAGUUUGCCAUUCACAAGAAGAUCGUCCUGCAGGUCUUCCACAGUCUGCUGAAGGCCCACACCAUGGAAGCACGAGCCAUUGUGCGACAGGCCAUGGCUAUACUGACCCCAGCUGUUCCCGCCCGCAUGGAAGACGGCCACCAGAUGUUGACCCACUGGACACGAAAGAUUAUAGUGGAGGAGGGACACACGGUGCCACAGCUGGUCCACAUACUCCAUCUCAUCGUGCAGCACUUCAGGGUCUACUACCCCGUGCGCCACCACCUGGUGCAGCACAUGAUCAGUGCAAUGCAGCGCCUCGGCUUCACCCCCAGCGUGACCAUCGAGCAGAGGAAACUGGCCGUGGAACUGGCUGAGGUGGUCAUCAAGUGGGAGCUACAGAGGAUCAAAGACCAACAGCCGGAGUCUGAGGGUGAAGUCGCCGCCGCUGGUAGUGGUGGUGGUGGUGCUGCUGGUGGUGGUGGUGGUGGUGGUGAAGGAACCAGUGGGGCAGCAGUGAAGAGGGGAAUCUCUCUGGACGCAGCGGCCACCGGUCAGGACGUCAAGAGGUUCCGCACAGCAACCGGAGCGGCCUCCACGGUGUUUGGCCGCACCCAGUCCAUGCCAGGUACAGAGACAAUGCUCACCAAACCUGUGGAGAAACAACACACAGAUACGGUGGUCAACUUCCUGAUCAGGAUUGCAUGUCAGGUGAACGACAGCACAAAUGUGGCCGGGUCUCCAGGAGAGCUGCUGUCGCGUCGCUGUGUCAGCCUGAUGAAAACUGCCCUGAGGCCUGACAUGUGGCCUCGCGCCGAGCUCAAGCUGCAGUGGUUUGACAAGCUGCUCAUGACAGUGGAACAACCAGCGCAGGCGAACAUCUCCAACAUCUGCACGGGCCUGGAGAUUCUGUGCUUCUUGCUGAAUGUGCUUCAGUCUCCGGCAAUCCUCGCCCACUUCAAGCCCCUGCAGCGAGGAAUCGCCGCGUGCAUGACCUGCGGUAACACCAAAGUCCUGCGGGCCGUCCACUCCCUUCUUUCUCGCCUCAUGAGCAUCUUUCCCACUGAGCCCAGCACCUCCAAUGUUGCAUCCAAGUAUGAAGAACUGGAAUGUCUGUAUGCUGCUGUGGGCAAAGUCAUCUAUGAGGGACUGACCAACUAUGAAAAAGCCACAAGUAACACUAACCCCACACAGCUCUUUGGAACACUGAUGAUCCUGAAGUCGGCCUGCAGCCAAAACGCCAGCUACAUCGACCGCCUCAUCUCUGUCUUCAUGCGAUCGCUACAGAAGAUGGUGCGGGAACACCUGAGCCCCCAGACGGCCACUCCAGGCGUGACGGAGACCAGCACAGUGACCAGUGAGCUGGUGAUGCUCAGUCUCGACCUGGUGAAGACCCGGCUCUCCGUCAUGAGCAUGGAAAUGAGGAAGAACUUCAUCCAGGUCAUCCUCACAUCGCUGAUCGAGAAGUCACCAGACCCCAAAAUCCUCCGCGCCGUCGUCAAGAUCGUGGAGGAGUGGGUGAAAAACAACUCCCCCAUGGCUGCCAACCAGAUGCCAAACCUGCGCGAGAAGUCCAUCCUGCUGGUGAAGAUGAUGACCUACAUAGAGAAACGUUUCCCCGAUGAACUUGAGUUAAACGCCCAGUUCCUGGACCUCGUUAAUUACGUCUACAGGGAUGAGAGCCUCUCGGGAAGUGACAUCACCUCCAAGCUGGAGCCGGCGUUCCUCUCGGGGCUGCGCUGCACUCAGCCGCUGAUCCGAGCCAAGUUCUUUGAGGUGUUUGACGCCUCCAUGAAGCGGCGGGUCUACGAGAGGCUGCUGUACAUCUGCUGCUCUCAGAACUGGGAGGCCAUGGGCAGCCACUUCUGGAUCAAACAGUGCAUAGAGCUUCUGCUGGCGGUGUGCGAGCGAAACACCAUCAUCGGCACCAGCUGUCAGGGAUCCAUGCUGCCGUCUAUCACCAACGUCAUCAACCUGGCCGACAGCCACGACCGUGCAGCGUUUGCCAUGGCAACACACAUCAAGCAGGAGCCGCGUGAGAGGGAGAACAGCGAGACCAAGGAGGAGGAUGUGGAAAUAGACAUAGAGUUGGCACCAGGUGACCAGACGGCCAUCCCCAAGACCAAGGAGCAGGCGGAGAGGGACACGGGCAACCAGCUGCACAUGCUGACCAACCGCCACGACAAGUUCCUUGAUUCACUGAGGGAAGUCAAGACGGGCGCUCUGCUCAACGCUCUGGUCCAGCUCUGCCACAUCGCCACUCCACUGGCUGAGAGAACCUGGGUCCAGCUCUUCCCUCGACUCUGGAAGAUUCUCUCUGAUCGACAGCAGCACGCGUUGUCAGGCGAAAUGAGUCCCUUCCUGUGCAGCGGCAGCCACCAGGCGCAGCGGGACUGUCAGCCCAGUGCUCUCAACUGCUUCGUGGAGGCCAUGUCCCAGUGUGUUCCUCCUAUUCCCAUCCGCCCCUGCGUGCUCAAGUACCUGGGCAAGACACACAACCUGUGGCUCCGCUCCACGCUGAUGCUGGAGCAGCAGGCCUUUGAAAAGGGCCUCAGCCUGCACAGCAAGCCCAAGCAGAGCACAGAGUUCUAUGAGCAGGAGAGCAUCACGCCACCUCAGCAGGAGAUUUUGGACUCUUUAGCAGAGCUUUACUCUCUGCUCCAAGAGGAGGACAUGUGGGCAGGUCUGUGGCAGAAGAGGUGCAAGUUCCCCGAGACGGCCACUGCCAUUGCCUACGAGCAACAUGGCUUCUUUGAACAGGCCCAGGAGAGCUAUGAGAAAGCAAUGGAAAAGGCUAGAAAAGAGCAUGAGAGGAACAACGUGUCUCCGGCUGUUUUCCCCGAGUAUCAGCUGUGGGAGGACCACUGGAUACGAUGCUCGAAGGAAUUGAACCAAUGGGAGCCUCUGACAGAAUAUGGCCAGUCUAAAGGUCACUCUAACCCAUAUCUGGUGCUUGAGUGUGCUUGGAGGAUUUCCAACUGGGCUGCAAUGAAGGAGGCUCUGGUGCAGGUGGAGCUGAGCUGUCCCAAAGAGAUGGCCUGGAAGGUCAACAUGCACCGCGGCUACCUGGCCAUUUGCCACCCGGAGGAGCAGCAGCUCAACUUCAUAGAGCGGCUGGUGGAGAUGGCCUCCAGCCUGGCCAUCCGCGAGUGGAGGAGGCUGCCUCACAUCGUCUCCCAUGUGCACACGCCGCUGCUUCAGGCUGCACAGCAGAUCAUUGAGCUGCAGGAAGCUGCUCAAAUUAACGCCGGGCUUCAGCCAGCUAACCUGGGCCGUAACACCAGCCUCCAUGACAUGAAGACAGUGGUGAAAACCUGGAGGAACAGGCUGCCUAUCGUUUCUGACGACCUGUCACACUGGAGCAGCAUUUUCAUGUGGCGCCAGCACCACUACCAAGCCAUCGUGACGGCGUAUGAGACAAACACGCAGCACGAUCCAAACAACAACAACGCCAUGUUAGGAGUUCACGCCUCGGCCUCUGCUAUCAUCCAGUACGGCAAGAUAGGACGCAAACAGGGUUUGGUCAACGUGGCUCUGGACAUUCUGAGUCGUAUCCACACCAUCCCCACCGUGCCCAUCGUUGACUGUUUCCAGAAGAUCAGACAGCAGGUCAAGUGUUAUUUGCAGCUGGCUGGUGUCAUGGGAAAGAAUGAAUGCAUGCAAGGUUUGGAGGUGAUAGAGUCGACCAACCUGAAGUACUUCACCAAGGAGAUGACGGCAGAGUUCUAUGCUCUGAAGGGCAUGUUUCUGGCUCAGAUCAACAAGUCAGAGGAAGCCAACAAGGCCUUUUCAGCGGCCGUGCAGAUGCACGAUGUCCUGGUGAAAGCGUGGGCCAUGUGGGGCGACUAUCUGGAGAACAUCUUUGUCAAGGACCGACAGCUCCACUUGGGAGUCUCUGCCAUCACCUGCUACCUGCACGCCUGCCGCCACCAGAACGAGAGCAAGUCCCGAAAAUACCUGGCAAAGGUUUUGUGGCUACUCAGCUUCGAUGACAAGAACACCCUUGCGGAUGCUGUGGACAAGUACUGCAUUGGAGUGCCGCCCAUCCAGUGGUUGGCAUGGAUACCACAGCUUCUGACAUGCCUGGUUGGUUCAGAAGGAAAACCCCUGCUUAACUUAAUCAGCCAGGUGGGACGAGUGUACCCUCAGGCGGUCUACUUCCCCAUCCGCACCCUUUACCUGACGCUCAAGAUCGAACAGCGAGAGCGCUACAAAAGUGAUGCAUCUGGACAACAGCAGCCCAGUUCAGUGGGGAACCAGCCUCACUCAGGUGCCUCUGACCCGGGUCCUAUACGGGCCACUGCACCCAUGUGGCGCUGCAGCCGGAUUAUGCACAUGCAGCGAGAACUACACCCCACCCUACUGUCCUCCCUGGAGGGCAUCGUCGACCAGAUGGUGUGGUUCAGGGAGAACUGGCACGAAGAGGUGUUGCGGCAGCUCCAGCAGGGUCUGGCUAAGUGCUACUCAGUGGCGUUUGAGAAGAGUGGCGCGGUGUCCGACGCCAAGAUCACACCGCACACCCUCAACUUUGUCAAGAAGCUCGUGAGCACCUUCGGCGUGGGCUUGGAGAACGUGUCCAACGUCUCUACCAUGUUCUCCAGCGCCGCCUCCGAGUCGCUGGCCCGCCGGGCCCAGGCCACAGCCCAGGACCCUGUGUUCCAGAAGAUGAAGGGACAGUUCACCACAGACUUUGACUUCAGCGUGCCGGGCUCCAUGAAGCUCCACAAUCUCAUCUCCAAGCUAAAAAAGUGGAUCAAGAUUCUCGAGGCGAAGACCAAGCAGCUGCCCAAGUUCUUCCUCAUCGAGGAGAAAUGCCGCUUCCUCAGCAACUUCUCUGCACAGACAGCUGAGGUGGAGAUCCCCGGGGAGUUCCUCAUGCCCAAACCUACGCACUACUACAUCAAGAUCGCAAGGUUCAUGCCCAGAGUGGAAAUUGUCCAGAAACACAAUACAGCGGCACGUCGGCUCUAUAUCCGUGGCCACAAUGGCAAAAUCUACCCGUACCUGGUGAUGAACGACGCCUGUCUGACCGAGUCACGCCGCGAGGAGAGGGUCCUGCAGCUCCUGCGUCUCCUCAACCCCUGUCUGGAGAAGAGAAAGGAGACCACCAAGAGGCACCUCUUCUUCACUGUUCCCAGAGUGGUGGCAGUGUCGCCUCAGAUGCGACUGGUGGAGGACAACCCUUCCUCUCUGUCACUGGUGGAAAUCUACAAACAGCGCUGCGCCAAGAAGGGCAUCGAACACGACAACCCAAUCUCCAGAUACUACGAUCGUCUGGCCACCGUGCAGGCUCGGGGCACACAGGCCAGCCACCAGGUGCUGCGGGACAUCCUGAAGGAGGUGCAGGGGAACAUGGUUCCCCGCAGCAUGCUGAAGGAGUGGGCCCUCCACACUUUCCCCAAUGCCACCGAUUACUGGACCUUCCGGAAGAUGUUCACCAUCCAGCUGGCUCUCAUCGGUCUGGCUGAGUUCAUGCUCCACCUCAACAGGCUCAAUCCUGAGAUGCUGCAGAUAGCACAGGACACGGGGAAACUCAACGUCUCCUACUUCCGCUUUGACAUCAACGACGCCACAGGCGACCUGGACGCUAACCGGCCCGUUCCGUUCCGCCUGACUCCGAACAUCUCUGAGUUCCUGACCACCAUCGGCGUCUCUGGCCCACUCACCGCGUCCAUGAUCGCUGUGGCGCGAUGCUUCGCACAGCCCAACUUUAAGGUCGACGGCAUCCUGAAGGCCGUCCUCCGCGACGAGAUCAUCGCGUGGCACAAGAAGACCCAGGAGGACACGUCCAUGCCGCUGUCCCCUGCCGGCCAGCCGGAGAACAUGGACUCUCAGCAGCUGGUGUCGCUGGUCCAGAAGGCCGUGACGGCCAUCAUGACCCGCCUCUAUAACCUGGCUCAGUUUGAGGGAGGGGAGAGCAAAGUUAACACGCUGGUGGCCGCAGCCAACAGUCUGGACAAUCUGUGCCGCAUGGAUCCUGCCUGGCACCCGUGGCUCUGAGAGGACAGAGGACAUGAGGACAUGAGGACAUAUGAGGUGUUUGUGUUUAAUAUAUGUUGCUCUUCACUGUAACACAUGACCGGCGGACAUUUUUGGACGGGAGGAAGCAAAGUGAAACAGGCUCGUCUCUUCGUACUUCAACCUCUAUUUAUUUUUAUAACUAAAUGAAAAGACAGACCUGUGUGUGUGUGCGUGUGCGCGUCUGUGUGUGUGUGUGUGUGUGUGUGUGUGUGUGUCUGUCUGUGCUGCCAUUGUCCAACAGGACGAACACUGGAACAGGAACCAUCAUGAGCCAUUCAAUCGAGGCUAAAUAUUCGUUUUUUUCUUCUCGGAAUUUUAACGGAAAACUACCCACAAAUUUGUAUUUUUUUAUUUAAAGAGAAAACCAUGUUUCUUCUUCUUCUUCUUCUUCUUCUUUUUGUCCCUGUCACAUGAGGAGGACACUUGUCCUUGGAAAUAAUGGAUGAUGCAGAUUGAGUGAAAAUGACGAAUCCAAACGCUGUUUAAUUGUACAUUUUUUUUGUUUUUCCCUGUCAUUUUGUCAUAAAGUGAAACUGCUCAUGUGCUAAUGCAUUCCCAGGCUGACUGUGGUGUGUGUACCUUUUCCUUUUUUAAAGGUACGAAGCCUUUUUCCAACACAAGUUUUACCUCCUGCCCUGUAAAUAAGCAUUUUGUUUUAAUAAAAUGCUUCUUUAUAUAAUACACAACCUCA
Solea solea (common sole) is the source of this 12502-nucleotide messenger RNA. RefSeq names its product transformation/transcription domain-associated protein (gene trrap). The transcript has 73 exons. The record is from RefSeq and is a predicted model, not a curated record. Gene Ontology annotation, cellular component: nucleus; NuA4 histone acetyltransferase complex; SAGA complex. Gene Ontology annotation, biological process: DNA repair; regulation of DNA-templated transcription. Gene Ontology annotation, molecular function: transcription coregulator activity; protein binding. Bases 196 to 11790 code for a protein of 3864 amino acids. Lineage: Eukaryota; Metazoa; Chordata; Actinopteri; Pleuronectiformes; Soleidae.